This is a messenger RNA of Epinephelus moara (kelp grouper), 1577 nucleotides long. Its product is annotated as SH3 and multiple ankyrin repeat domains protein 2-like. Lineage: Eukaryota; Metazoa; Chordata; Actinopteri; Perciformes; Serranidae. The transcript has 4 exons. Bases 371 to 781 code for a protein of 136 amino acids. The record is from RefSeq and is a predicted model, not a curated record.
CAGUCGGGUUUCUCGUCGGGAGAUCAGGUUUAAAACGUACCCGCUGCCUCGCGCUCCUCUCUCCGUCCUCCUGUCCCUGCCUCGGCGCUCUCCUCCUGCCCAUCGCUGCCCUUUUCUUUCCUCCACACAUCCUUACUUUGAGUGGAAGUUUCCCCAGGCAGAGCUGGUCCACCGUCCGCGGUGCGCCCGGAGAGUCGGAGGCAUGAAGCGACGUUAGGAACGAGUGACCGAGGAAGGAAGAGAGAAAGAGGAUUGCAGGGCGAAGGGAAUAAAACAGUCUGAGUGAGAAGGAACCAGGAACGACGUUCAAGGGAGCCUGGGUGCAACAGUGGAACCUCCUCCUUGAGAGAGCUUUUCUCCUCUGGAUGUUAUGGCUGAAAUGCUGAAUCCGGCAGGCCUGCUGACUAUGCCCCGGAGCCCCACCUCCAGUGAGGAUGAGAUGGCCCAGAGCUUUUCCGACUACUCCGACGACUGUGCCUCCGACAGCUCCCGUGAAGAGACCAUUUAUGAGACCAUAAGGGCCACGGCCGAGCCAUCGCAGAACCGCAUGGACGACAUUCACACAAACUCGCUGGUCAUCCGUGUUCUCAUUCCUGACUUGCAGCAGACGGAGCUGCCAAGCUGCCCACACCUCUUCUGGCCUGGACCAGCCCAGAUGCCCAGACGCUUGCUCCACUGCCCCAAACCACUAAAGGGAGGGCAAUUGCUCACAGACUCUCUUUUUCCUGGACCAAAAUUUGCCCACGCUCAAGGCACAGGCAACCCUGAACCAGAAAGUUAGAUUUGCAAGCACAAGGUUUACAACUAGCUUUCUAGCAACAAGGAGAACCAAGGGAGUUAGCACCCAGCAUCUAACUCUGUAAAGACCUUGAGCGACCAGCUUCUUCAGAGUUCCACCUUUGGAACAAAGGACACACCAAAGACUGCAUAUGGAACCACAGCUCUUUCCAGCCUUCUUCCGCCGGCUAACAAAGCAGCACACCACCAAGUCACUCUUUCUUCCAUCCACGCAAGGAUCGGUAACGUAACAACUGGGCAUAGCUUUAUGGCAGCUUUACAGGCUAAGCAAGACUGUUUAACUUGUUAUAUGUGAUUUAAUGCUGUCAUUGAGUUAUUGUUGUGAUUGUUUGCAGUUAGGUAAUUGGUUAGAUGGCUUCGCCAAAGCUAAGUGCUAAUACUGUUAACAAACAGAUUCUUGCACACAAUUAAACAAUCUCUGCACUAAUCCAGACAGAUGUUCAGUGUGCAACACAAAUCACAUUGACAUAGACUCAUCAACAAAUAGGCUUUCAACAGAGCUACACCCAAAUAGGCAUCUCAGAGUUCCCGCUUCUUUUCCUUUGUCUUUGUCCUGACCACAUGGUCAGACAAACACCUUCACGAUCUGAAGCCAACUUUGAUUCGGCCAUCUUGUGGUUCUCUGUUGUCAGCCAUUUUGUUUUGUAGGCCAAACAUCUCUUUGAUCACCAACACCCGCCUUUGUCUUUCUCUCUCUCUCUCUCUCUCUCUCUCACACACACGCACGCACGCACGCACGCACGCACGCACGCACGCACGCACGCACGCACACACACAUA